Messenger RNA from Cucurbita maxima (winter squash), 2685 nucleotides. Its product is annotated as adenosine deaminase-like protein. Gene Ontology annotation, biological process: inosine biosynthetic process; adenosine catabolic process. The record is from RefSeq and is a predicted model, not a curated record. The transcript is spliced from 12 exons. The coding region runs from base 129 to 1220 and encodes 363 amino acids. Lineage: Eukaryota; Viridiplantae; Streptophyta; Magnoliopsida; Cucurbitales; Cucurbitaceae. Gene Ontology annotation, molecular function: adenosine deaminase activity.
CUGAAUGAAGGAAGGAAUACGGAUUUCAGAGAUACACAUAGCAGUUAUGAGAGUCAAUGGUGUUGGGUAAGAUUGUUGUUCUUCAGCAACACAUUCAGCUGUAGAGCCAGAGAGAUAGAGAAGCAGAAAUGGAGUGGUGCGACUCGAUGCCGAAAGUGGAGCUUCAUGCUCAUCUCAAUGGCUCCAUCAGAGAUUCUACUUUACUGGAGCUUGCCAGAGAGUUGGGUGAGAAGGGCGUCUUAGUUUUUUCUGAUUUCGAGCAUGUCAUCCUCAAAAGUGACCGUUCUCUUGUUGAAGUGUUCAAGUUGUUUGACCUGAUCCACAUGGUCACCACUGAUCAUACAACUAUUACAAGAAUCACCAGAGAAGUUAUUGAAGACUUUGCUUCUGAGAAUGUUGUUUACCUUGAGUUAAGAACAACUCCGAAGAAAAACAAGUCAAUUGGAAUGACCAAACGGUCAUACAUGGAAGCAGUUGUGGAAGGUUUGAAAAGUAUCAGUAGCGUCGAUGUUGCUUUCAUGCCACAUGAUGUUGAUGCCCGAAGUUCGUUGAAUUCUCUGCCUGUAGACAACGCUAGAAAUGUUACUCCAAGAAAAAGGAUAUAUGUUAGACUUCUUUUGAGCAUUGACCGACGAGAGACGACUGAGGAUGCCAUGGAAACUGUGAAACUUGCACUGGAAUUGAAAGAUGUGGGAGUAGUUGGUAUUGAUCUUUCAGGAAAUCCAAUUGUGGGUGAAUGGACCACCUUUUUGCCUGCUCUUCAAUUUGCAAAAGAAAAUGGCCUUGACAUAACACUUCACUGUGGCGAGGUACCUAAUCCGAAGGAGAUACAAGCUAUGUUAGACUUUUGGCCUCAGAGGGUUGGCCAUGCGUGUUUCUUUCAAGGAGAAGAUUGGGAGAAUCUGAAACGUUUGAACAUUCCGGUUGAAAUUUGCUUCACAUCCAACCUCAGGACCAAUUCAAUCUCUUCAAUAGAUGUUCAUCACUUUGCUGACUUGUAUAAAGCAAACCAUCCUUUAGUAAUCUGCACUGAUGAUUCUGGGGUUUUCUCCACCAGCGUUUCAAAAGAAUACAGUUUGGCAGCCUCUGCGUUUGGUCUUGGAAAAAAGGAAAUAUUUCAGCUGGCAAGAGAUGCUAUUGAAUUCAUAUUUGCAGAGGAUGAAGUAAAGACUAUUCUGAAACAGAUGUUCGAUUCUUUCGUAACGAACCUGGCUCGAUAAUCAUAAAGUGCAUUUGAGAUGCGCGGGAGCAAUUAAUCAUGGUUUUUGUGUUGGAGGGCACACUACACAUAAAUUUCUGAAGCCAUAUUCAGCAUUCUUGGAUGAUUAAUGGAGAUCUGAUCAAUUGAAAUGGCUUCUACUUGUCUGGUCUUGUCUGUUCCCUGACCCUCUACUAUUUCUCUUCUGAACACUUCCUGUUAAUUUAGAUAUAGGUUUUAGAAUUGGUUCACUUGCUAUUUGAGACAAAUUUCUUUCUCACUUCUAGAGCCAAAAACAGUUUCAAGCUUCAGAGUUAUAAGUGAUAAAAGAAAAAGAGAAAAGAACGCUGUAGUUUUCAGUUUAUUAUGUGACUUAAAUAAAAGAAUAAAAUUACAGCAUGUUGUGACUCAAGAUUGAACCUUUUUUGUGGAUUAGAUAGAAAUGGUACAUCUGAGGUAUGCCAUUUAAGGUCAUAAGGGCGGAUCUAGCAUCACCACUGAAUGAGAACUCUAAAUCAUCCUUACCCUGUUAGGAAUACUAAACUGAUGGCAAGGAGCAAAAAGCAAGAUAACAAUGGGCAGGCUCCUGUUUGGUUCUCUGGUUUAUAAUUAUAGAAGAAAGAAAUUAUGAGAAACGCUCAGGAAACCCAUGAGGGCAUGCCUGUGCUAAUGAUGGCCAAACAAGUCAAAAGAGAUCUUAAGAAAGACAUUAUAAUGGAGAAACAUGCCUCCAGAGCAAAUAACAAGUAGAGUAUGAUGUCCAUUUGGCUCCCAGUAUCCACCAAUCACGCAGUAACUUCAUAUUAUCAACUUUAUGUAAAGUAAAAUUCAUCAAACAAGGAGAUGGAUGGCCUAAACUCAAAGCAACCCCGAAAGUCAUCGAGAAAAGGGUAUGUGAGAAGGCAUUAGAAUGUAUAAAGGGAUGAGCAGAAGCAGAAGCUUCUCUGAGAAAAUGGAUGGUAUUGCUCCACUUGCAAUUGGCACGCGAGGCACUGUGGGGUCGCUGGUGAUGAAGGAGAUUGAGUACUUCACCAAGUUUGAGGUGGAACGCCAUGGCAGCUCUCAGAGGAUAAGUGGAGAUGCUUCGAGGAGAAGCGAUUGUAAGGGAAGCUUUUGGCUUGUGUCCUUGACUUGGAAGUGGAAGAAGAGAAAAGGCAAUAAUGGGAUUCUCCCUAACAUUUGCAGUGCUGUUGAAUUGUCAAAAAGCAAUCGCUUCAAUGGGAUUCCUGGUUUCAGUUACAGGAUUCUCAAACACGACUUUCCCAUUUGAUCUUCAUUUUGUGCUUCAUUUCGAGGAUUGCAGCGUUUUUUCUUUACGGGAGAAGGAAAUUAAGCCAUGGCGGCUCUCAAAAGAAGAUUGUAUUUGGAACUAUCAUUAAUCUUUCUUUUCUUCUUCAUUCUAACAAGAGUGAGAUUGACGGCAGCAAUGCUUUUGCUUGGCAUCCAUAAUGUUUAUAGCAUAAAUCAACAAAUCUUAUGAUUUUUCU